Messenger RNA from Megalops cyprinoides (Indo-Pacific tarpon), 2164 nucleotides. It is a transcript of the gene acd, whose product is annotated as ACD shelterin complex subunit and telomerase recruitment factor. Bases 59 to 1657 code for a protein of 532 amino acids. Gene Ontology annotation, cellular component: shelterin complex. Gene Ontology annotation, biological process: telomere capping. The record is from RefSeq and is a predicted model, not a curated record. NCBI's taxonomy places the organism in Eukaryota, Metazoa, Chordata, Actinopteri, Elopiformes, Megalopidae. The transcript is spliced from 12 exons.
UCUGUCGGACGGACAGGUCCAGAUCCCUGCCAUUCUCACGCGGCCUGCCUGGGAGGAGAUGCGAGAAAUGGAGGACCGAGAAUCUGUCUCCAAUCUGAAGAACAGCAGAGUAUUUCUGCAGCGCUACAGCCUGGAGUUCCAGAGAGAGGCGGAGAUGUGUAACAGCAGGUUCUUCCUAAUGGUGAACAGGCUAUCUACGGUUACAGUGUGGCGGAGUGAAGAAGAGGUUGAAGACGUCCCCUGCUGUGCAGCGCUGCCCUCAGUCAGACAGCAGAUUCAAAAAACCUGGAGGUCCCUGCAGGGUGAGAAUUCAAACAGCACUGUGGACACACAGUCAGGGUAUUGUCUGACACAGGUGCUGGGGGAAUGGCAGCAGGAACGGCUCGGCUCUCUGCUGUUGGAUCUGGAAGCGCGUCUGGCCUCAGAGCCCAGCUCCUCCCCUUCCUCCCAGCAGCCCUCCACCUCCCGGGACCCACCCCCUCCUGCCUCAGCCCGCCCCCCCUGGCACACCCGCUGGGACAUGGACAGGCUCCGGGACAGGGGGCAGGCACCCUUCUCUGUCCCAGUGUCACACCUGUACAUCCCAGCUGAGCAGAGCAGGCGGCUGCAGACAUGCACAGAGGGAAGAGAGACGGAGCCCCCAGAGACCCAGGUUUCCGCCAGCCCAGCGGAGCACCAGGAGAGGUCUCUCCAAGACUCUGGCACAGAAGGAGGUUCUCUCCUGGGCUCAGGGCAGCAGGAGGGGGUGCCAGCGAACCCCUGGGACAUACUGGCAUCGUCAGUGGGCAACCUCAGCACAUCAUCAUCAGAAAUGCACCUGUCAGAGUCUGUCUCCCCGGAUCUCUUGCCCUCGGACCGGGACCCUGCGGCUGACCCGCCUGUAGGUGUCCCCGUGGCGAGCAGCAGACAGGUGGCUCCCUUGCAGCGGCCCUGCAGCCGCGAGCUCUUCCCGAGCUCGGACCGUACCAGCGAGAGCGAGGCAGGGACCGCGCCGCAACUGGAGGGCCCCGCGCUCAAUCUCCGCCCACAUCUCAGGGUCUCACAGUCCUCCACACAUUCCUCCACCCCCUCCCUCCUGAGAGAGAUCUUCUCAGGAUCUGACUGCCGAACCCUUCCCCCGUACCAGAAACCCCACGCUGCUGACCCCCCCGGCUCCUGCUCCACCCUGCACCCUGCGCCCCUCCCCCACGCCGCUCUGACACACCCCUCCGGAGAGGACACGCCCACAGCCCACAGCUGCGGCGGGGAGGGGGAGGGGGAGGAGGAGGACAUCCUCAUCAGGAGGCAGGGCAGGUCCAGGAAGAGGCAGCGGACUCCGCUCUCAGAGGCUGAGGAGGUCUCCAUGGAGAUCGGUGUGGAUGAGGAGGGUGAAGGUGGCUGUUCCAGCAGCGUCGGGAAGAGGAAGCCGUCCCGGGGUGGCAGCCCCCCCUCCUGGCUGUUCCAGACCCAGCGGUCAGCGGCCGAGCACGGGCCACCCCCUCCCACACGCGUCCGCAGCUACACACAGACCCAUCCAGAUGGCACUCCGUUCACUUACAGCUACCAGCCAACACCCUCCGUCGCCAAGGCGAUGAGCCUCGUCAAGAUUCCCGAUGACCUUCUGCAGUGGUCAGCUCGGUACCUCAUCAACACCAAACAAUCAGAGAACGCCAGCUGACCACCUGGGAGGAGUGUGCGGAAGAUGGCUCCUAAUGUGCCGUCAGAUAGCCCAAGAGGGGGCGCUGUGUCUCUAAACAGGCAGCUGGAGGUGAUUGCACUGACAACUGACCUGCUGCUGUUUAUUCUUCCUGUUUGGAAGCACCCAGUGCUGGUCUGUCAGAAUGCUCAGUGCUUAUGACCCUUUGACCUCUGCACUACAGAGAGGAGGGAUUAAAGUUACCUCAGAUCUCAACCAGUACACGACAAAAAGGGUAGCUGAAAAUCUCUACCACCACUCUGUUUCUCAGUUUCUGGAAGUUGUAGUUUUCAACAGGGCUUGUGCGGUGUUGGUGGUGCUACUGCUGGGGGUUUGUGGGAGUUGAAGUUUUCCUCAGGGAGCGUUAAUGGCUCUGAAUAACGGGGGUUGUGGGCAUUCAUGUUUUCCUUUUCAUUUCUCAGCCCCCCCACUCAACGCCGCCACCCCUCCUGAGUUUCCUGUCAGUGAUUAUAUUCACAAAGCAAUAAA